UUUCUAUUCUUGUAUAUAUAAUAUCGACCAACCUAUGUAAGAUAUUUAUUAUAUUAUGCAAGUACAUGCAUUAUUUAUAUCAUGAUGUUUUGAGUCACUAUUCUAUACAUUUACAGACAUAUAUCAUGAUUAUGUUUAUCUUGUCGUCUGCUAUUCUCGGGAUUCUAGAAAUUAUUCAAGUUCAUGCAGAACUAUCAUGUAUAGAGUGUGACCAUAUUGACUGGAACGAAACACUGACUCACACCAGUGCACACUAUAUCUACUUUCUGCUGCAAGAUAAAUAUAACCCCGCAUGCGCACUAGAAAACCCACGUGACAGGUACGAAUAUGAACAAUAUUUUCUACGGCUUCAGAAAGAGCAGCAGCAGCAACAACAACAACAACAACGUCAACAACAACAACAGCAGCAGCGUCUCACCUGGCAAAACUAUAAACAACGUUAUGAUGUAACAGUAUCGAUUUGCCACGUGCAAUGUACGUACGUAUUUGGCGACGUUGACGUUUAUCUUCAACCAUUUCAAGAAACCAUAAAGUUAAACAUGCACUGGAGAAGUUGUUUAAACAAGUUGACUGCGAUUACUGACGGUUGUUAUGAACGCGACACUAACAAUGGCUACAAGGAUAUUACUGCAAUUAUACACCGGAAGUUGCAGUUUCUAGGUGACGGGGUCGUUGGGGUCAAACGCUUUAAAGGUUAUCAAUGUUACUGUUCCAGUAAUUUUUGUUACCCGACUAGACAUUCAUCAUCAGACAAAUCUGCUAUAAGUUUAAGCCUUUUAAUUGUUUUAAAUGGAUAUUUUAUUAUAAAGUAGACAUUACUAAUGUUGCAUAACAACAAAAUA
Messenger RNA from Ruditapes philippinarum (Manila clam), 842 nucleotides. Its product is annotated as probable serine/threonine-protein kinase DDB_G0280133. NCBI's taxonomy places the organism in Eukaryota, Metazoa, Mollusca, Bivalvia, Venerida, Veneridae. Bases 66 to 812 code for a protein of 248 amino acids. The transcript is spliced from 4 exons. The record is from RefSeq and is a predicted model, not a curated record.